UCGAUAUUAUGUACAGCUUAUGUAGAAACGAUGAAAGCGAGAUGCGGCAGCAUCUCGCGCCAGGUACAUCUUUAAUCUUUCUGCCGUAGAUGAGCUGUAUUGAGUGACAAGACGUCUUGACUUACGAUGAGCACGCGAGUAAACUGAUCCAUAAAAGGAGCAAGUCCGCGAGUUUUUUUAAAUAAGUUCAGAUCUGCAUUUAAAAGAGUUCAGUUCGCUGAGCGACUACUCUGAAGUAUAUAUUCGCAUAGAAACUAUUUUGUGAAAAUAAUAUAGUGAGUGCCACAAUACAAAAAUCAAUAGAGCGAAUACAGUAACAUAAAACGAAGCAAGCAAAUAUGAUACAGAGCGUUUCGACUUGCAUUCGACUCGAGAUCGCGCAUUCUCCAAAGGCGCUAAAAUAGAGAUUCUGGUCUCCCGAAGAGAGAUCAUUUUUUAUUCCGCUUUUACAAUAUUUUUUCCCGCAUCACUGAUUUUCUCAAAAUAUUUGACCUCUCGCAACUUGAGAUCAAAUUACUUUCGCCACUCCGCUUACUGCUUACCGCCCGCCCAACCCUUGUGUCUACAUUUUUCUACUUGGUAGAAUAUAGAAUGGCUGAACUUUUCACGAAUAUACUUGAGAACACGAUUGUAGGGAAUAAUUAUGAAUGUGUUCAAAAAUAUCAACAAGGUGAUUAAUUAUUCUUUGCUGAUCGCGUGGAGCCUUGAUGUUUAAGCAUGCCUAAAUAUUUUUAACGAGUUAAUUAAAUAUGCACAAUCUAAUGAGAGGGACUCUAUUAUAUGUAAAUAAGAGUUACAUAUGAGUAACAAAUAUAUUCGGCUCGUUUGAAAAUUCCACAUGGAAUAUGGGAUCUGGAGUCUUCACGUUGCGGAACUUUGGGGUGACCCGCGUCUCGCCCGAAGGCACCCCCCGAUUCUGCCUCCCGGCGCGACGCAGAUCCUGCCAAGGGCCGCGUUCGCCCUGAGCGCCCUUCAUCGGCCCGAUAUGCUGCCGCUACCGUUGACGGCGGCGGGGCCGCCCUACGUCCCUAUGGAGCUGGUCACGAAACCAGCGUCGGUCGCGUCCACCAAUGCCGAGAACACCGAUGACACCGAGAACAAUACGAACGCUGAAGAUGAAGACGCUCAACAACGCGACGACAACGAAAGCAACAUCGAAAAGCCUGAUCAAAAUGAUAGUCAGACUUGCGUGCCAAACGAAAGCAACGACAACGAAGACCCCGGUGAUGAAAGCGAUACUGGUAGCACCAACAGUUCACAUCGAUCAGCUAACAACAAUCUGUCAAUCGCGAAGCUACCCGAUCCGAUGUCGUGCUUGGCUCUUGACAAGGAAGGAGCGGUGACGCCAGUUCUGAAUGGUUGGGUGCUGGGUGCCUACACGGCGAUGCUGGGUAGGCUCUCAGCCGCCACUGCGGCAUUAGAAGCGACGGAAGUUCCCAAUAUUCCUUCCGACAGUGAUUCCGAGAGCGAGCACUCGUCCUACACCGAACAAUCGAGAGGCAGCAGCCCAAACGUGAGCAACGCUCAUCGCGGCUACUCGUGCGGCUCCUGCGACGUGGUGGCGCCGACAAGACCGGCUCUGAGGAAGCACAUAGCCGAUUGCCAUCCGGCACUGUCCAGUACGGAGACCAGCGAGACGAAGAAGUGUCCACUGGGUUGCGACUUCACGACGAACAGCAGGUGUGAGAUGGAGACCCACAUGGCAGCGCACGUAGCCCAGGGAAUGACGCCGACGGGGAAAAAACGGUCGCUGGCCUUGCAACGCGUCAGGUAUAGAUACGAGAGGGAAGAAUAUCGCUGUUCGCUGUGCUCGUACGCAUGCACGAUCGAGAAGGCGUUCCAAAGACACCUGCGAGCCCACGCGAGGGGCAGCGCGCCGGAGACUAGGGUGAGCUGUGCCGUUUGCGGCGCCGACCGAUCCUCCGAGGUCGAUCUCAGCAGGCAUAUGCGAAGGCAUCGCGACGACCGAUACUUUUGCUGCGACAUUUGCAUCUUUCGCACGGUGCAACUGAAAAAGCUGAUCCAACAUCGGCGCAUGCACACGGGCGAAAAGCCGCAUCUGUGUCCGCACUGUGCCUACCGAAGCGCGCGUCGCGACAACCUGCGCAGCCACGUACGGCGAGUGCACAAGAAAGAAAAUCUCUAUUGCGACACGUUCAGUCCGCGUGGCAUGCUGAUAACACCCUCCCUGCUGGCCACCUCGAGGGAUACCACCGGCACCGACCUGGUGCAGAGCCCGGCGUCCUCGCCGUCCUCGAAUCCAGACACGACCAACUAGCGAAAACGCUCCCGGGAAACGAAAAGAGGAACACCAGCCCUGGGAAAUUCACGGGAGAAAGAAUCUGGGAUCCAUGGGUCCUCCAUACGUCCUCAUUUUGUCAAUACUGCGAUCUAGAUAUUAGAAUUUACGUGGAAAGGCUUGUACAUGUGCUGAACUUGGUAGACAGUCGAAGGAGAGUCGCAAUAAGGCGGGAAGUAAAGGCGAUUUCGACGCGAGUCGAGAACUAUUCGCAAUUUUACAAAGAGAGUAAUAGCAUAAAGCAGAGCUGAGAUUUAGUUGUAAUUAGUUGGUUGAUUUUUUAAGGAGACAUCCAUUGCCUUUCGCGGUGGACGUCUACUUCGAAAAUCGACUGGAAAUCACAGUUGAAUCUCAGCUCUGCCACAGAAUCGGCCGACAGAAGCAAUCAAAUCUUAGUUUUGCUGUAAAUUAAGAGAUAAAUAUAACUUGAAAAAUUGGCACUGGCAAUUGGCAACUUGCAAAAUUGACAGAUCGGGAAAGGCGUGAAUGUCGGAUGUGCUGUUCUCCAAAUCAGCAUCGGCAAGGCUUGCCUUUUAGACGCUAGGGAACGUAUAGGCAAUUGCAUGCAAAUGUCGAUAAUUUAAUGUAACCUUUGAAUUCUAAUGAGAUCUUGUAUUAAAUAUGUAAACGUCCAAGUGUUACAUUGCGCAGUCGAUUCGAUCGAGUAUGACGAUCGGCUGCGUUCGCCCGUUUCGUCAGUAAACGACGAGCGGGAAGAGAAAGCUGCAAGAUGGUGCUAGAAUCGUAGACUGGAUCACGGAGAAAGACUGAAAGUAGAAACGAAUUCACGGCGCGACGUGACGUCCAUCUCUUUUACGCUCUUCCGCACUGACCGCCGUGACUAAAAAAAAAAAGAGAAAAAAAAAAAGAGGAAAUUACAAUUCAGCGAAGUUUAAGACUGCAACUCUGUUCCGGGGAUUCUCGUGUUAGACGCCGUGAC
Linepithema humile (Argentine ant) is the source of this 3239-nucleotide messenger RNA. Its product is annotated as B-cell CLL/lymphoma 6 member B protein-like. NCBI's taxonomy places the organism in Eukaryota, Metazoa, Arthropoda, Insecta, Hymenoptera, Formicidae. The record is from RefSeq and is a predicted model, not a curated record. Gene Ontology annotation, cellular component: nucleus. Gene Ontology annotation, biological process: regulation of gene expression.